GACGUCGUUGAGCUCCUCGCGCUGUCAGUGGACGAGAGUGGCUGUGGUUCAGUGCUGCGUGGAAGUUAGCAAGCCAAGUAUUCACUGCAAAAUCCACAGAUUUGUUCAGGUCAGAGAUGGCCCUCACACAGGUGUCUGCCAAUAAAUGUGCCGGUGGCUUCCAGAAGGUUUUUGAACAUGACAGCACUGAGCUGAAGUGUAAGAUGAAGUUUGCCAUCUAUCUGCCCCCCAAAGCUGAAACAGACAAAUGUCCCGUCAUGUACUGGCUGUCCGGUCUGACGUGCACGGAGCAAAACUUCAUCACUAAAGCUGGUAGUCAGCUGGCUGCUGCAGAACACGGCAUCAUCAUCGUGGCUCCAGACACCAGCCCACGCGGCUGCAACAUCGAAGGUGAAGAUGAGAGCUGGGAUUUUGGUACCGGAGCUGGUUUCUAUGUUGAUGCGACGCAGGACCCCUGGAACAGCAACUACCGCAUGUACACUUACAUCACUGAGGAGCUCCCUAAACUUAUCAACGCCAACUUCCCCACUGACCUGGACAAGAUGUCCAUCUGYGGACACUCCAUGGGCGGCCACGGGGCGCUCAUCUGUGCCCUGAGGAACCCUGGGAAAUAUAAGGCUGUGUCUGCCUUCGCCCCCAUCUGUAACCCCAUCCAGUGUCCCUGGGGUCAGAAAGCCUUCUCAGGGUACCUGGGCCCUGACAAGUCCACAUGGGAGGCGUACGACGCCACCGUGUUGGCAGCGUCGUACUCUGGCCCUCAGCUGGACAUCCUCAUCGAUCAGGGUCGGGAUGAUCAGUUCCUGUCGGCCGGUCAGCUGCUGCCUGACAACCUGAUCGGCGCCUGCUCCGACAAGAAAAUCCCCGUCGUCUUCAGACUGCAGCCGGGCUACGACCACAGCUACUUCUUUAUCUACUCCUUUAUCAACGACCACCUGAAGCACCAUGCCAAGUACCUGAAUGCCUGAGCUGCUGCUGCUGCUCUCCAACAUCUGUCUUCUGUGAGCUGCUGCUCUCCUGCCGACUCAACAUGACUUCCUGCAGGACUGAGAACAAACUAACUCUAAUCAGACAAACUAAGUGGAGUCAGUGAUGUUUGAUGCUUCAAUAAGAGCAGAGAAACAGCAAACCAGUUUUUAAUGAGAACUGAGUUGUCAGUAAAGAAAGGCUGAUGUUUGAGAAUAAAACUUCUAUCAGUUCUGUGUUGAUUAAA
Messenger RNA from Austrofundulus limnaeus, 1210 nucleotides. RefSeq names its product esterase D/formylglutathione hydrolase (gene esd). The transcript is spliced from 9 exons. The coding region runs from base 117 to 965 and encodes 282 amino acids. Gene Ontology annotation, molecular function: S-formylglutathione hydrolase activity. Gene Ontology annotation, biological process: formaldehyde catabolic process. Gene Ontology annotation, cellular component: cytosol. The record is from RefSeq and is a predicted model, not a curated record. NCBI's taxonomy places the organism in Eukaryota, Metazoa, Chordata, Actinopteri, Cyprinodontiformes, Rivulidae.